UCCUUGAUUUGCAGAAGGCAUCUCAAAAUGUUGUGUCGAGCUGCUCUGAGCCCUCUUGUCCGUUCCCCUGGAUGGUGCUUUGUGUUGUCGCCACAUGCCAUCGCAGCCAUUUCCCGUUUAUAUCUCCCUUGCUAUAACCAAAGAUUAAGGAAUGAAUCCAUCCGUUGUUGGAGCAACAUCCCAUUUAUCACUAUGCCACUCAGCCGUGCACAUGGAAAAUCAUUUGCACACCGCAGUGAGCUGAAGCAUGCAAAGCGGAUUGUAGUGAAGCUGGGUAGUGCUGUUGUGACUCGAGGGGAUGAGUGUGGCUUGGCCCUUGGGAGACUGGCAUCUAUUGUAGAGCAGGUGUCAAUGCUGCAAAAUCAGGGCCGAGAGAUGAUGAUUGUCACCAGUGGUGCUGUAGCUUUUGGAAAGCAGCGGUUGCGUCAUGAGAUCUUGCUUUCUCAGAGUGUGAGGCAAGCACUUCAUUCAGGCCAGAGUCAGCUAAAGGAUAUGGCUAUUCCAGUCUUGGAGGCCCGAGCCUGUGCAGCAGCUGGCCAGAGUGGACUAAUGGCUCUGUAUGAGGCCAUGUUUACACAGUACAGCAUCUGUGCAGCUCAAAUUUUAGUCACCAACCUGGAUUUCCAUGAUGAACAGAAACGUCGGAACUUAAAUGGAACGUUGCACGAGCUUUUAAGAAUGAAUAUUGUCCCUAUAAUUAACACUAAUGAUGCUGUUGUUCCACCUCCGGAGCCGAACAGUGAUCUGCAGGGGGUAAUUAGUGUGAAGGAUAACGACAGUCUGGCAGCACGACUGGCUGUGGAAAUGAAAACUGAUCUCCUGAUUGUUCUCUCAGACGUAGAAGGACUCUUUGACAGCCCUCCAGGAUCUGAUGAUGCAAAGCUCAUUGACAUAUUCUACCCAGGAGACCAGCAGUCUGUAACAUUUGGAACCAAAUCCCGAGUGGGAAUGGGAGGCAUGGAAGCCAAGGUGAAAGCAGCUCUGUGGGCUCUCCAAGGAGGCACCUCUGUAGUGAUUGCAAAUGGAACCCACCCAAAGAUCUCAGGUCAUGUCAUCACAGAUAUCGUGGAAGGGAAAAAAGUUGGAACUUUCUUUUCAGAGGUAAAACCUGCAGGUCCUACAGUAGAGCAGCAGGGUGAAAUGGCUCGAGCAGGUGGCAGGACCCUGGCAGCUCUACAGCCUGAGCAGAGAGCGGAGAUUAUUUAUCGUCUUGCUGACUUACUAACCGACCAGAGAGAAGAAAUUCUCUUGGCAAACAAAAAGGACUUGGAAGAGGCUGAAAAUAAAGGGAGAUUGGCACUUCCUUUGUUGAAACGUCUAAGUCUGUCUACAUCAAAGCUGAACAGCUUGGCUAUCGGUCUGCGUCAGAUUGCAGCAUCCUCACAGGACAGUGUUGGCCGUGUAAUUCGGCGAACACGAAUAGCAAAAGACCUGGAUUUGGAGCAGGUGACGGUGCCUAUCGGUGUCCUUCUCGUGAUCUUUGAGUCCCGUCCUGACUGUCUUCCACAGGUAUGUAAGGAGGGCAGUUUACACUGUUGGGAAUUCUUUGAUGACAAAAGACAGGGUAUUUCUGUUGAAGAGGCAGCACAUAGCAAUCAAAUCCUUCAUCAUCUGACACAAGAAGCACUCUCCAUUCAUGGAGUCAAAGAUGCGGUGCAACUAGUGAACACAAGAGAGGAAGUAGAAGAUCUCUGUCGUUUGGACAAGCUGAUAGAUCUAAUCAUUCCACGUGGUUCAUCACAGCUAGUCAGGAAUAUCCAGAAAGCUGCGAAGGGAAUCCCAGUGAUGGGACACAGCGAAGGGAUCUGUCAUGUGUAUGUGGACACGGAUGCCAGCGUUGAGAAGGUCACACGAAUAAUCAGAGACUCAAAGUGUGAAUAUCCUGCUGCCUGUAAUGCUCUGGAAACUCUCUUAAUUCAUCGAGACUUGCUGAGAACCCCGUUGUUUGAUCAGAUCAUAGACAUGUUGAGAGUAGAACAGGUGAAGAUUCACGCUGGCCCAAAGUUUGCAUCGUACUUGACAUUCAGCCCUUCAGAAGUGAAAUCUCUCCGCACAGAAUAUGGGGACCUGGAGUGCUGCAUUGAGGUGGUGGACAGUGUCCAAGAAGCUGUUGAACAUAUCCACAAGUAUGGAAGUUCUCACACAGAUGUUAUCAUCACAGAGAAUGAGAAAACGGCAGAGUUCUUCCUCCAGCAUGUGGACAGCGCUUGUGUUUUCUGGAAUGCCAGUACCCGAUUCUCUGAUGGCUAUAGAUUUGGACUUGGCGCCGAAGUGGGAAUUAGCACUUCUCGUAUCCAUGCACGUGGACCUGUGGGAAUUGAAGGACUCUUAACUACGAAGUGGUUGCUGAGGGGGGACAAUCAUGUCGUUUCUGACUUCUCAGAGCAUGGGAGCAUGAAGUAUCUUCAUGAGAGCCUCCCUCUCCCUCAGAGAAAUACCAACUAAGAACAUCGGGGCGGAGGGGAAAGCGCAGGGGUAUAAAUAUUUCCUGAAGAUGUUCAGGCCUCAGGGCGUGCGCUGGGGUGGGAGUUUGGUUUUCAUCUUCAGGAACGUUGUUCUCGGUCACUGUGCAGUACAAUGAAUACAAAAUGAUCCCAUCAGUGAGAU
Nipponia nippon (crested ibis) is the source of this 2607-nucleotide messenger RNA. NCBI's taxonomy places the organism in Eukaryota, Metazoa, Chordata, Aves, Pelecaniformes, Threskiornithidae. The record is from RefSeq and is a predicted model, not a curated record.